Molecule: messenger RNA, 2390 nt
Organism: Daldinia decipiens
Lineage: Eukaryota; Fungi; Ascomycota; Sordariomycetes; Xylariales; Hypoxylaceae
Product: regulator of G protein signaling superfamily
Exons: 3
Coding region: 686-1795 (369 amino acids)
Biological process (GO): intracellular protein localization
Cellular component (GO): plasma membrane
Source: RefSeq, a predicted model, not a curated record
ACGUAAAUGCAUCCAUUCCUUUCAGUUUUAUUCCUCUACACAAAAUUCAUGAUCCUUUGUGAACCUGUUUAAUGUCAUUUGUGUAAGAAUUAGUGUGGCUGACUUGUUACCUACUGUGCCACGAGUUCUCUCAACCCCUGGCCCUUUAAUUUGACAGUUACGAGCUACUUCCCAUUUCAAGCAAUCACAGUGGUCCAGGCGCCAAAUCAACCAGCAACUACGGCCGACAAUCAUCCUACACUGCCUUUCCUAGCCUUUCUAACCUAACCUAGUGGAUUGCCCAGUUUCCUUUCUCGCCCAACGCCAUCAUCCACGUUCGGUCCACGUCCGGUCCACGUCGCUCUCUCUCCUUUCGACAAAUUCUAUACAGUCGUCAUCACCCUGCGCCGAGCGCAAUUUCACUCUUUUCGAUUGUAUACAACAACCCGAAGCGACAUAAUUCAUUCGGACCAAGUAACUCCAAGUAACUCCAAGUAACUGAUGAAUUCAUACGCCGACAAUUGCCUCAAUCAAUCCUACGCUUCUCAUCAUUCCGAUCGCACUUUACGCGACGACAAUAGACACGAUUGCAGCCUCCCCUUCAAGGGAGAGCUCGGCUCAUAACCGUUAUACAAACGCAUUUUGGCGUUGACCUUCCCGCCAAUCAUCCCGAAUUCUUGCAAUUGCCGAGCAAGAAUUCUUCAAGAUGGCGUACAGUGGUACUCUGGAGGAGGCGCAUCAGCCGUCACUAUCUCCCGACGCUACGGUACGAAAUCGGUUGCCUACGCUCUUCGAGGUACUAUGUCGUCGCACACAUCCGCCCGUCGAUCUGUUCUCCUUCUAUAUCUACAUGCGAGAUCAGCAACGUUCCGUCGAUUACUUGGAUUUCUGGCUAGAUGUAGCGCAGCAUAUGUCGCUUUGCCGUCACUACGUUCGGGAGCUUAGGCGGUCCGUUCUUGUGGGCACACCUGACCUGGAGACGGAAGAGUCUAAGCGAUCUUCUAGAGUUUUGGAAGCAAUGGGCGAUUUUUCGGGACCUGCGAGAUUUGGUGACGAACAGGGAAGGGAGCGGGAUGCACAUAUCUCCACUUACCUGCGUGAGCAACCUAUGCCUGGUGGCAUCCACGACUCUCCGGCUAGCAGCCAAGAGCGAAGAGCCCGAGCCAGCACCCAGCUCAGCUCUAGCACGCCGCAUCAGAUCACCGAUUCGAAUUCACCUGAGCACAGCGUGGCCCGACGGGAUAUUCGAGCGUCCGCGGAAAAGAUCCUCUACACGUUCCUGCUCCCUGGUGCCGAGCGCGAGAUUACCUUGGACGGUUCCAUUGCGGCAGAGAUUACCCAAGCUAUCGAGGAAGAAAACCGUGACGAUCCCGAAAUUUUCGACGUCGCCAAGGAUUAUGUGUUCCAGGCGAUGGAGCGAGAUGCGUUCCCGGGCUUCCUACGUGCUCGUGCCUUUGGCAAUCUAGUCCCUCCUACUCUUAUCGCGAGAUUGAUUAUUGGUCUUGUUGCUCUGUUCGGAGCUUUCUGGACAGGGUUCAACCUAAUUUUUCUCGACCGUUCCCGUCUGGAUCGAUGCUGGGAAAUCCUACCAUUCACCAUUGGCGUCUACUUCCUCGCAUCCUAUCAGUACUCCCUGGAUCCUAUCAUGGCACUUGCAGGCUUUAGCGAGUUGACGCCGUUGCAGUUCACCCGCAUUAGAGAGCCGUAUGUUCGCAAGCUACUGAUCCAGCGUUCCUUCGUGGUUCUAGCCGUGACGGCGCUAGUUGAUGCAGCACUGUGCGUGCUAUUCAUCUUCGUGCCCGGUCACAGGUUAUAAACCAGCAUAAUGCCAUCGCCUGUUUCAGCAAAAGCAUUCGGUUUCUCUUUUUGCCUUUGGUGCACCGCAUUUUACGACGUCAUGACCCCAUUUUGUUUCCAGGAGUUUCGAGCCUCGGGUUUACGAAGACUUAGGUACUUCUAAGUCUUGAAUAAUACUCUGCCACGGUUAGGGUGGGAGGGGAGUGUGAUACCACCAAGCACAAGCAAGCAAGCUUUCGUUCCAGGUUUCUUUUUUGUUUUUAUCAUUUUCGGAAGAGACGUGCCCAUCAUAAAUGUAUGAGGGAGGAAAAAGGGGGAAGGGCACGGGGCGUGGCGUAUGGAUUCGUCAUAUCUCGAGUCCCUUUAUUUGGUUCGGCGGCACUGCUCGUUUGAGCAUGCUGCUGGGGAAAUAUCUUCUAUUCGUCUUUUGUCCAGUAAUGGAUUUAUUUAAUCAGAGGCUACGGACAAGUCUCGACGCUCUUGUCAAGGGCAUUUUGCCUCGCUAAUCGAUUUGCUGAGCGGUUAUGUACAAUACUCAAAGUAGCUAAGCAGUCAAAGACUGUCGUCAACCUUAUGGUUGGGCAGGUUGCAAUUGAUUCUACAUAUGAUUUCCA